Drosophila bipectinata is the source of this 10970-nucleotide messenger RNA. The record is from RefSeq and is a predicted model, not a curated record. Lineage: Eukaryota; Metazoa; Arthropoda; Insecta; Diptera; Drosophilidae.
AAACAAAAUACUCGAAACACAUCAGAGAAGCAAUAAGGGCGGAACGGAAGCGACAGGGCCAGAGGAUGGACGACAGCGACGACGAUGUGGAAAUGGUCGGCGAGUCCACCGAAUUGAUCAGGUCCAAGCUGCUCCAGAUUCGCAAGCAGAUGCCCUUCAUCCAGAGCGUGCGCGCGAAGUACCAGGACAGCCUCUCCGAUCUCCAGAGCGAGCGCCUCAAGUCACUCAUCAACCUGCUCCAGCGGGAUAACGUGUCCCUCAUAACCCUGAACAAAAUCGAGCGGAUUAUCAACAAACUAAAGAGCAAGUUUGGGCCGCGACUAACUCAGCAGAACAACAAUGUCAACAAAAACAACAGCAGUUCCAGUGGCUCGGUCGAAGUAAUCGAUAUAACCGGCAUCCAUGAGCCGGAGGGCCCAGGUGGGGCGGGUCUGUCCAAAGCCAGUCCCAAUCCAACCCCCAAACCCGCAAAAGUGAGUACUCCCGGUAAGUCCAAAAAUGAGGCACAAAGUGGUUCGAGAUCCAGUGCUGCGACUGCCGAAAAAACGAAAGAAGCUGCAUCACCAGCUGCCACUGCCUCCAAGGAGGCUUCAGUGGGAGCACCUGCUCCUGCAGCGUCUGCGCCAGUUACAGUUCCUAGUGCCAGGACACCCACUACAUCGCCAUCGCCAUCGACAACGACUGUGGAAAGCAACGAGAAGACUCCGCCACCGCCGCCCUUUGUAGUUACUCCAAGGGACGGUCCUCGCAAAACCACAAUUCAGGGAAAGAUCGGGGUCCUGGCGGCUAUGCAAGCAGCCCGCAAUGAGGAGAGGAGAAUCAGGGCGACUAAUGCCAGAAAUCAGUCUGUGAAGUCUACGCCGUCGUCGCCCAUGUCGGUGGGCUCUGCCUCUUCCGGCACAACAGUCAAAGAUUCCAGUGACGGGUCUCCAGAGGCGGUGAAAUUUACGCGGCGAGCAAAUCCGGCAGCCAAGUCCCCAUCCCCGCCGCAAUUCACGCGUCGCAAUUAUUCGGCACCCAAUGCGGAAGCUGUCUUUCAACGCCGACCGCCACAGGGAGCCCCUUCGCGGCUGUCCGACCCACCGGCGGAAGGAAGGGACUCUUCCCCGGGAUCAGCAACCGAUGAGCAGAACACUGCUUGUUCCCUGGAAGAGGCACGCAAGAAGCUGGCCGCUCUACGGGGCGGAGCACCUGGUGGUGCGGCGUCCAAUGGCCAGGAACAGCCACUGGUGGUACCCAAUCUUUGCGAUCCCCGCCUGCGCAAACACUACAGCCCGCCAUCGUCAUCUAACAGUUUCAACAAUAACAACAAUAACAGCAACAAUAAUAAUAUAAUUGUACCAUUGAUAGCUUCUCCCCUCGUGAGAACACCAUCGCCCAUACCCCCGCCGCCGAGCGUGAAGCCAUCCAAUUGGAUAUCCUUCUCGAACAUUCCGGUUAAUGUGAGUGCCACAGCACCUGGAAACCAGCCAUUCCGAUCCUUUGAUAGGGAUCCCAAGCCCCAGGCACAGCAUCAGCGAUACAAUGGUAUCGAAUCGAGGGAUCCGCGCAGCAGGCCUCCCCCUCCCCCUGCCCAUCCCCAUCCCCAUCCACAUCCACAGCAGCCGCCGUAUGCAUCGAUGGCCUCCUAUUCCGGCAAUCCAAGGCGGCCGCCCAAUAACUUUAAUGCUUUCGAUGAGGCCAACACCUGGCACUCGGCCCAGCAGAACGCCAGUCCCAAUAUACACAUAAUUGGCAACGGGAGUGGCUUCAAUGUGCCCAGCUGGAAUGGUCUUACGAACGGAAACGCCAGUGGUUUCAAUGGCUCUGGCAGCUUCAGAGGUGGCCCCAGUUUUCGGGGAGGACGUGGAGGUGGCCAUCCCAACAGACAGUAUGUUAGGCCAGGUGGACCGGGAGGAGAUGUGCCGCGCACCUACAAGGAGCACAGGGAGGCUAAGGCCCGGGCAGACGCAAUGGCCAGGGCAAAGGCUGAGGAGGAGGUGCGCUGGCUGGAGGCGGAACGGAAGCGGUUGCUGGAGGCAGCCAAUAAGGGCGAUGGCAGGGAUCGGGAGCAGGAGCGGGAGCUGGCGGCGGCGACGGCAGUGCCGGAACUGCAGCUGGACACCUCCUAUCGCAACGUAACGCUGAAGGGUCCUGCCAAGAAGAUCGAUUUCCGCAUACCCAAGAAGACUCCUGCGACGGUCACCAAUGAGGGGGCGGAGGGUGCGGCUGGGAACAGAAACAAAGCCUGUGAUGCGAAAAAGGACAAGGAUACGGAUAGAGUUAAGGAAGUUAAUGGCAACUCAAAGGAUACUGAUAAGCCCAAAAACAAGGAUAUUGCUAAGGAUAAGGAUAAGGACAAGGAUAUGGAAAUAGAAAAAGAGAAAGAUGGGGAGAAGGAAAAGAAACAGGAGACAGAGAAAGCAUCAAAGAAGAAAGCGGACAAAAACAAGCCCCAAAAGGUCGAGGAAAAGAAAGAAUCGAAAAAGAAACGGAACAGGAACCGGAACCGGAAACGAAAUAAAAAGAGUGCGGAGCGCAACGCCGAGAAGAAGGUUCCACCAAGUGGCAACCGAGACUUUGGAGAUGCGGAGAGUGCGGCCAGUUUGGGAAGCUCGGAAAACACGGAUAAUCUGGAGAACGAGCCCCCGGUGCCCGAAAACAAUGCUUCACCCACAACGGAGUUGCCGCAGGAAGCUCCAUCGCAAAACCCUCCAUCGGAAGACGACGACUCCGAGGAAGAUGAUGCAUUUGAUAAGAUUCCAACAUUCCAAAAGAAAAAUACUUCCGUUUCCGAAGGAAAGCAGCCGGCAGACGACGAUAAGGAUCGGACCACGAACUCAGCCAGCCAGGACGAGGACGAGGCGAACAAGAAAGAGGAUAAAUCGAACAAAAAGGAUAACGCCGCAGACCAAGAGAAGGCCUCAGAGCCACCUAGCGCGGAGGACAAGCCCCCGAAACUGUCGAAAAUGAAGAUAGUCCUCGGUCCGAAUGCUCACACCGUAAUUAUGCCUGACGAUCACUCAGGUUCGAAGGACAAAAAUAAGGACCCCAUGUUUGAAGAUGAGCACGACGACGAGGAAGUCCCGGGACCCACAGUCCAGGAGCUGAAGCGAAUUAUGCAGCGUCGCAAUUCUAUGGCCCCGACGGCCAGCAAGCCGCUAGUGGACAAGGAGCAGCUCUUCACCGGUCGCAGCCUGGUCUACGAGGAUCUCCAGGAGCAGGACCGUAAGAACCAGCAACAUCGCAGUCUGGCCAAUUUGUUCGAAAGGACCAGCGACAACUGCCGUGUCUCCACCCACAACAUAAUCACCGGCAAGCGGAGAACUCGGGGUGGCCAGGAGAACUUCAAUGAGACCACACUGAGCCGAAGCAUCUUCGGUCUGGGCCAGAUAACCCGCACCAAGAAAGGGGAGACCGUGAAGAAGGCUGCUUCCAAGGAAGAUGUUCGCAAGACAGACGAUAGCAAAGGUGCCAAAAGUAUUAUUAGUUUUCCGGGCAAUCGGAAGCGACGACGCCAGAUAAGCGUGCGAGAAGCGCCACUGAACCCGGAGGAUGAUGUCCCAGAGGACAAGUCUGUUAAGGAAGACCAGGAUAAUAAGAAGGAUCAGGACAAUAAGGAAGACCAGGAUAAUAAGAAGGAUCAGGCCAAUAAGGAAGACCAAGAUAAUAAGAAGGAUCAAGACAAUAAGGAAGACCAGGACAAAAAGAAAGACCAGGAAAAGAUGAAAGAGCUGCCAGCCGCGGAGGUGGCUCAAAACCCAGAGCUAGAGUCUGAGGCAGAGUCGAGUGCCACCAAGAAGCCCCGCUUGGACCUGGAGGUCGUGAAAAUCGUUGCCUUGACCGAGAUCCAGAAGAAACCGCAAGUAACUCCGCCGCCAAGUGGGCGCCAGAAACCACGCAAGAAGCCGCGCAAGAAGCGCAACGAGCUGGACAAGCUUAACGAGGACAUAGCCCAGAUGUACUAUGGGGAGGAGGUGCUGCGGGCCACGGGGCGACGGGCGUGCACCAAGCGGCCUCAGGGUCGUGAACGCGCCCGCACCCGCACCCGCUCCCGAACAGUGUCCUCGGCUCGUUCCUCCUCCUCCCAGCCCGGGUCGCCUUCGCGCGACAAUCCUGAAAGUGCCACAGAGGCCAGUACACAGGGCACCAGCUCCAGCCGCUUGUCUAGCCCACUCUUCAUUAGAAACAUGGCGCGCAGAGGAAAGACCUUUGGCGGACCAAGGUCCUUGGUGGGGGGAAUCAACCGUGUCAGUGUCAAGUCCCAGACACUGAAAGCCAAGAAAUUCAGGGUUAGGAUUCGCAAGUGUGCGCUUCUUGAACAAAUGCUAAAGCAGCAGAAGAGUGUCACCUCACAAUCUCCGACGGAGAAGUCCCAGAAGAAGGUGGGCACUCAAGGGGAGGGCACUACUUCCACGUCGCAGAAGGAAAAACCGGCAAAGAAGAAGAAACGCCACAACAAUGGAAUCAAGAACGUGAACUCCGAAUGGCACGCCCUCUCCGCGGCUGUCAGCAGUUGUGUCGUCUGCGACGUGCCCAUCCGGCAGAGUCCCACCCUCCAUUACUUGUUGAAGCACCAGGAGCACUUUGCCGCCCGGCUUAGUCCCGAAAUGCUGCAGGAGCUGCGCAACGGGCGGGGCACCAAUGCGGACUACAAAAUCCACAGGGGCUGCUCGAAGGCGAUCUUCUACCACUUCGUGUGCCCGUUUUGCAUGAAGCCGCUGAUGAUGAAGCCCGCCAGCCUGGCCGACCAUCUGGCCUACCACCUGGGCGAGGCGCGGUACAUGUGCUCCCACUGUCGGAUGCCCAACAAGAACCGGAUCGGCCAGCUGACGGCCCACACCAAGAACUGUGCUCCCGGCGCCCAACCCGUGAUCAAUCCCAGCGUCAGCCGUAUGCCGCUCAACGUCCACGUCUGCCAGCUCUGCCAGUUCGUGCAGAUCGAGAAGAAGCACCUGGACAACCACUUGAUAGAGCAGCACGGCCUGGCGAAGGAUGAGGUAGACGACCUGGAGGUGGAGCAGCUGACGAUCUGCAGACUGGACGAUGUGCCGCUCGUCUCCUCCCAGGAUGAGGCCAAUGCCAUUUUGCGAAAGAACCGAAACGAAGCCAGUGCAUCGAAGAUGGAGCUGAAGUCCGCAAAGAAGAAGAAGGCGGAGCGAUUGGUUAAGGAAGAACGCGGCGAGCGGGAUGAAGGGGAGACCCAGUCCGAGCCAGAUGGUGGUCCAGAGGCGGAGCCGGAAUCGAGCACGCAGCCAGCCAAAGUGGAAGUGGAGUCGGAGGGACUGGGUCUGCAGCUGCCGUUGCCUCCACCGGAAGAGGAAGCUGUCUUGGUGGUCAACGAGUGUCUCAUGGACGUGGACGAGGACUCCGCGGUGGAAGACGAAAUGGAACCCGAGCCAAGCCAGCAAAACAUGAGCCUGACAGUGGAGCACAAGCCAGUGAUGCUCAUCGAUAACCGAGGUAUCCUCGAGGAGGCGGCUCCGUCCAAGCCGGCGAAGCGAAAGCCGUCAGCUCCUCCGCCGGAUAUUAGUCUUUCCGAGCUAACCGGCGAUCUGCUCGAUGGCAUUGGUAGCGAUGAGUCUGACAUUGAGGAUUCGCAGGACAGAGCCUCGGCGGCCCUGCGAAAAAAUAACGAUGAUGAUGACGAGGACGCCCUCACCGACGACUGGGUGGAUCUAGAGACGGCCAAUAGGAUCUCCCGCAGUCGAAAGAGCAUAUUCUACAACUUCAAUCGUUUGUGCACGAUCCUGAACAAGGGGGGCAGCAACACUCGCCCAGGUGGACGUGGAGGCACCUCCACCGGCAGCAAUGACACGAGCAGUGAAGUCAUUGAUCUGGAUGCUGAGCCCGAUCCUAGCGAGCUCUUGCCCUCGCUGAGACCGCUGGAACCACCAGAAACGGUGACGAUUGCCGAUGAGACUCCCAAAGAUGUUCCAGGUUCGAAAAAGGCACCUGCUGACCCUCCAGCUGCCUCAACUCCAGUUUCAAGCCCCGCUCCUACUCGAGGGCCAGUUCCAGCACCUCCGAAAAGGCAGGUGGAGAACGUGGCCUUCCGGGUGUGGUCGGCGAGUGGAAGUGACCCCAACCGACGUGCCUACUACUGCAUGCAACCCGGCUGCACUUUCCUCUUCUCCAGCGAGCUGGUGGGCCUCGAAACCCACUUCCGAAUGGAGCAUCCCACUAUUCUCUGGAGCGGCACUUGUGUCAGUUGUCCAGGUCGCCAUCAGGCAUCGGCAUCGCCUCAUACCAUAGCAGAGGAGUUGCGUCACAUGAUACACCACAUGUCGCAGAAGAGUCCCACAAAGAAGGCACCAGCUUCGGUCGAGGCUGCGCCAGCACCUACACCAUCUGCCGAUGCUGCACCCGAGCCUGUAACCCUCUCAGCGGCGGAACCUGUUGCCUCGUCGGAUCCAGUUCCUUGUGCAGAUGCGACUCCUGCAGUCGUAUCGCUUCCCAAGCUCCGUGUGCGACGCUUCACUGGCGAUCGGUUGGUCGAACCGGCUGCCACAGGAGAGGAGGUGUCUACGGAAGUGAGAACCCCACAACUGGAUCCCACGGAGACUGGGAGCAACACAACGCUGCGGGACCUUCUGCUAGCUGAUCCCCGACCUCCCAACCAGGUGGAGUUUAAUGCCGCGGGUCUGGGAGAGUUCCUGGUGGCCAAACCGAUUACCCCACCCCAGGAACUUCCGUCGAACCCCCUCCCUGUGGUCAUAAACUACCAAAGUGGCCUGGCUCUCUCCAUCAGCAAGGUGUACAGUGGCGCCCAGAUGGGUGAGGACGCAGUGACCCUGCCAGCGGAAGCCCCUGUGGAUACUGAAUCUCCUGCUUCUGUUCUUCCUCAACCUCUGGCGCAUACUCAAUUCCGAUGCAUGUCGUCGGGAUGUGGCUUUUGUGCCAACACGGUCCUUUCCAUGAAACAGCACCUGAAGAUCCACGAGCUUAAAGGCACGGGCACGGGGCAUCUCAUCUGUGGCUACUGUGAUCAACGCACCACCGAUAUUGACGACUAUCUGGACCACGGCGUCUUCAUCCAUAGCUUGGCGCCCCGCUCCGAGCUGGAGGGCCUUCCGGGAUCGGAGUCGGUUAGUCAGCAAAUCCGGGAUGUGUUCAAUCAGCGCAGAAACCAACGCAAGUCCACUACGACCAUGCCUUCGACGGUGAACUCCACAGAGAUGUCCCUCCGUCCCCAACCUCAGGCGGUAUCCCGCAUAGAGACGUCCCUUCUCUCACAUCCUCCAGCAGCCGGACCUUCAACGACCGCCUUCCAAAACGCCGAGAACGUGACCAAAAUGGUAGUGGAGAUCCUCAAGCCCACGGGACUUAAUGCUGACCGGCUAUUCGCCUGCCCGACAAAGGGCUGCACUGUCCGGCUGUCGGAGGAUCAGUUCGUCAACCACGUCCUCUUCCACAUCGGGAGCAGCGCGAGCGAGUCCAUCCAGGUGAAGUGCAAGUUCUGCAACGUGCAGACGCCGCCGCAGUCCCUCCGCACCCACCUGCAGCAGGCCCAUGCUCCGCACCGGUUCAUCUGCAGCCUGUGCCUCGCCACGUCGACCAACAAGCGGAUGAUGCUCCACCACAUCCGGCAGAACCAUCAGGCGCACUUUGAGGGGCUCGGCCGCAAGGUGCCCUUCAUUUCGCUACCCCUGGCAGAGGAGGCAGAGAGGAGCGGAAGCAAAUCCAAUGACCCAGCCGCAACGGAGUGCUUUUUGGCCGCCGUGGAGCAGCCCUUCGGUCCAGCUCAGAUGCAGGACUUCCACAGGAAACUGACCGCCGAGGUAACCAAUCGCCGGCUGGGCACCAAGACUCAUUACCGGAGUUCCGAGUCGGCCCUUCUGCCCCGUAAGCCCAUCUUCCUGGAGUCCAUCCACUGCGCCGAAUGCUCGUUCAGCUCCGUGGUGCGAACGACGAUCAUCAAGCAUCUGGGCGAUCACCGGGAAGAGGCACUGCGUCUGGCGUAUGAAGCUGAAUCUGUACCUCAACCUGCAGCCGCGGCCCCUUUCUAUAAGGUACAGCUGCAGCAGUCGGAGCAGCCGCAGGUCCCUGCCCAGCCUCUCCAGCCUAACCAGCCUAACCAGCCUGCCCAGCUGGAGAAACGCCCGAGUCAGCCUUUGAAGGAAAUAGUCAAACUGAAGCCUCAAUUGCCAACGGUUGCCGAGUACAUAUAUGUGCCCAGAAAUGUGCGCUUCCGGUGCGGCAUCAGGACCUGCGACACUUAUGGUCAGCUGAUGAGCAGCGAGGAUAAGCUGCGCAAGCACAUGACCGACGAGCACCAGUACAGCGAAACAGUCAUCUGUCCGCACUGCAGUUACAAGGUCAAUGGCGCGGUGAGUGCGGAGCGGUACCUGCAGCAUCUGCUCUGCCACAAGCGGUACAUCUACCAGUGCGGCGAGUGCCCGCGCUUCCAUCCCCGGCGCGCCGUCAUGGAGCGGCAUGUCCAGAUACGUCAUCUGGAGGCUCAAAACCGCGAAGUGGCGGUGCUGGUGCACCAGCGCACCCUGGACUUGCACUCAAACGGCACUGUUAUAACACACAUCAGGUGGAUAAGGACUCCCAAACAGGCGAAUCCAGGCUGGAUGGAGUACAUGUGUAAUUUGUGCCAGGGAUUCUUUCCAUCUGCCGUCCAGAUGAUGGCUCAUGCACUGACCGAGCACGGCCUGCGGUACCAGUACCACUGUCCCGAGUGCAAGAACGGUGCUCGGGACGCCGGCAGCAUUGUCGAUCACAUUCUCAAGGACCAUCCGGAUCGGCCAAUGCAACUGAUUCAGGUCUUCCAUCGCGCCCUUGGCAAGAACAAGCAGACGCUCGGGUUCUACUGCACGGUGUGCCGGGAGGCUGCCCCCAAUUACCAGAAGAUGGCGUCCCACUGCGAGGCGGAGCACCAGACCCGAAUGCAGUGGAAGUGCCACCACUGCGACUUCGCCCACUCAUGUGAGCGCCAUGUGAUGUCCCACAUGGAGGUGACGCAUCCGGGCGAGAAGGGUUUGGCGCAACUACUGUUCGACCGGGUGGUGAACCAGAUUCCCGAUGAAACCUGCUGGGAUACGGCCAAUACUCUUGAGGCGUACACUAGGAAGAAUUUAGAGGCGGCGCAUCCACCUCCACGGUCCAACACCAUUAUCACCGAGGUAGUGGACCUCUUGGCAUCCGAUGACGAGGCAGAGGACAUCGGUGACUGUCAGGAGGCGGAGAAUGUGGCAGAGUUUGCCUGCACCCAUUGCGAGGAGACGAACAGCAAUCUGCAGGAUCUGCGCACCCAGCACUGGGCCAAGGUGCAUCCCGACAAGCCGUUCUACUUUCGGGUGCAGACGCAGCUGCUCUGCUCCGAGUGCAAACGAUUCAAGGGGAACGCCAAGGUGCUGAGGGACGACCACCUGAUUAAGGAGCACUCGCUGCGGAACAUUGUCGCUUGCGACGUUAAGCGGCCGGAGGAGUGCGCGUACUGCAACUACCGCUACACCGGCAGGAUGGACCUGAUGCAGCACAUAAACAAGGAGGGCCAUCUGCCCAACGACCUGAAGAACGUGACCGAUGCCGAGCUGGACGCCCUGCAGCAGCUGAGCUCGUGCGAUGCGGCCACCAACGAGUACUACCAGUGCGAUUUGUGCAGCGUGGUGAUGCCCACAAUGAGCGCCAUCGCCCAGCACGGGCGCGUCGAGCACAGCAAGCCGGGCGAACGGUUCUGCUUCCGGAAACUGAUGGCGCCCAUCAUCUACCACUGUUUCUACUGCAUUUUCACGUCCACGAACGAGUUGGUGACGCUCCGGCACAUGCUUGACCACUUCAAUCGCUUCUUAUUCUGCCACUUUUGCACGGCCAGCCAGGGGAACGGAUUCGAGGAGUACAUCCAGCACUGCUACGACUUCCAUCGCGACGAACUGAAGCGAUUCCCACUGAUCCACACGUACGCCGAUCUCCGCAAGUUCCUCAUGCAGGUGCGCUACCAGUUCCAGAACGGUCUGAUCAUCUCGAAGAGCAGCCUGCGGAACACCCGCUACAACGAUGAUGGCAUGAUGCGGGCACUGAACACGGAACUGAUGUCCAAGGUGCAGAAUCUAAUGGUGCCCCGGCCCACCAUCAACAUAAAGGCAGCUGCUCCCAAUCAGCACCAGCAACAACAGCGGCCGCUGGUGAAGAUCACAGCCAGACGCAAGACUGUGACGACACCUGGUGAGCUGGUGAGGACCGUCCGGGUUGAGGAUGAGGCUCAGCCACAGCCCCAGCCCCAGCCCCAGCCCCAGCCCCAGACCCCGCUCCAGCGGCUCCUCAAUUCACGGGCAGGUGAGGCCAGUGGGCACCAUGAACAGCAGCCGGCUUCGUUGGCAAAAAUCACAAAAAGACGCAAGACUGUGACAACAUCGGAUGAUGUUGUUAGGAUCGCCUGGCAAGAGAACGAUGUGCAGCGGGAAAUGAAUCUGGUGGUGAAGCCACUGCCGGCGCCCGUUAAUUUUCAAGAACAGCGGCAGGUGGCACUGGUGCCACGACCCCAGGAAAUCCAGGAACUGCCACAGGUAUCUGUGGUGAAGAUAACCAAAAGACGCAAGACUGUGACGGCAGCCGAUGAGCUGAUGAGGCUCGCCCGGCAGCAGAACGGGGAACAGCAGCAGCAAAGCCUGCCUGUGGAGGCGACACCGACCCAACCCCGACCGGGGACAUCCCAACAGCUUCAAGAGCCAAGGGCGAACUCGCCCUGCGUGAUACGCAUCGUGAAGCGACGCCAAAGCUAUGUGGUCCGCACCGGACCCGAGUGAACACUCCAAAUGAGCUCGAGACUAAGACUAAGCAUACUCCUUCUUUCCACGCUCCACAACACUUAAAACCCUAAAUAAGCAAGAGAUAAACAUGGACUUUAAAACCGAAUUACGUAAAACACUCUUCAAAGUAGUUUGUUUCAAACUCGAAAUUAUGUAACCCAAGCUAUAAAGCAUUUUUUUUUCGUUAGGACCUAAGGACUUGUAUGUUUACUAGAUUUGUAAGAUAGGACCGGA